Elephantulus edwardii (Cape elephant shrew) is the source of this 1014-nucleotide messenger RNA. RefSeq names its product NADH dehydrogenase (ubiquinone) complex I, assembly factor 6 (gene NDUFAF6). Gene Ontology annotation, cellular component: mitochondrion. Gene Ontology annotation, biological process: biosynthetic process; mitochondrial respiratory chain complex I assembly. The transcript has 9 exons. The record is from RefSeq and is a predicted model, not a curated record. Bases 1 to 1014 code for a protein of 337 amino acids. NCBI's taxonomy places the organism in Eukaryota, Metazoa, Chordata, Mammalia, Macroscelidea, Macroscelididae.
AUGGCGGCCUCCUCGCUGGGCUCGGCGUGGGGCUCAGCCUGGGGCCCGCUGCGGCUCCGCGUCCCUGGUGUGUGCCGCCGUCGGCCGCCCCAUGAUCUGUGCGUGCGCUCGCGGCGGCUGCCGGGCCUCUCGGUGUCGGGGCGCAGUGUAGCGGUGGCCAGCGGGCCGGGAGCAUCGGGCACUGACCUCUACUGCCUGGAGCUGCUCCGAAAACGAGAUUAUGAAGGCUAUUUAUGCUCCCUGCUGCUCCCUGCAGAAUCCCGGCGUGCUGCGUGUGCAUUGAGGGCCUUCAAUGUGGAACUGGCUCAGGUUAAGGAUUCAAUCUCUGAGAAAACAAUUGGACUGAUGCGAAUGCAGUUUUGGAAAAACACUGUGGAAGACAUUUACCGUGACAACCCUCCACAGCAGCCUGUGGCCAUUGAAUUGUGGAAGGCUGUCAAAACGCAUAAUCUGACUAAAAGAUGGCUUACGAGAAUCGUUGAUGAAAGAGAAAAGAAUUUGGAUGACAAAGCAUACCAUAAUAUCCAGGAACUGGAAACUUAUGCUGAAAAUACACAGAGCUCUCUUAUUUACUUAACACUAGAAAUAUUGGGCAUAAAGGAUGUUCAUGCAGAUCAUGCCGCGAGUCACAUUGGAAAAGCACAAGGCAUUGUCACUUGUUUGAGGGCAACUCCCUAUCAUGGCAGCAGAAGAAAGGUGUUCCUCCCCAUGGAUAUCUGUAUGCUGCAUGGUGUUUCACAAGAGGAUUUUCUACGGAGGAACAAAGACAAAAAUGUGAGAGACGUCAUAUAUGACAUUGCCAGCCAGGCCCACUUACAUCNNNUUCAGGCUAGGUCCUUCCACAAAAGCGUUCCUGUCAAAGCAUUUCCUGCUUUUCUUCAGACGGUUGCUCUAGAGGACUAUUUAAAGAAAAUUCAGCAAGUGGAUUUUGAUAUAUUCCACCCAAUUUUACAGCGAAAGAAUACAUUACUUCCGUUGUCUUUGUAUAUUCAAUCAUGGAGAAAAAGAUAUUAA